CCUCCUCUCCUUCCUUCCUGCAGCCUCGGCCCUUCUCAGCUGAAAAAGGAAGAUGAGAAGCCGCCGCUGCAGCCCCGAACAGAACCGACACUGAACCGAACCGGACCUCCAGAGGAAUGUCGGCGGAGCGGCUGCUGUCGGAGCGCAGGCCGAGCCCAGCUGCCGAACCCCGGCCCUGAACGCGACGCGACCAGCCUGGAGCAGCGGGGCGGGUGGAGCUGCAGCCCCGCCGGGCCGGACCGAACCGAACCGAGCCGAGGAGAGUUCCUGUCAUCCACCGUCCUGCCUGCCGGCGAUGCAGAGAAACCUGCGGGACUAAAGAGUUCGACCGCAUCCUGAAACCAGAACCGAACUGAAGCCCGCAUUCAGGUGGCGGCAUGGAGCGCUCCGGCAGCAUCCAGCUGGACAUCCCUGACUUCAGCAACUCCGUCCUGUCGCACCUGAACCAGCUGCGCGUCCAGGGCCGCCUCUGCGACAUCGUGGUCAACGUCCAGGGCCAGAGCUUCCGCGCGCACAAGGUGGUCCUCGCCGCCAGCUCGCCGUACUUCCGCGACCACAUGUCGCUGAGCCAGAUGAGCACCGUGUCGCUGACGGUCAUCCGCAACCCGUCCGUGUUCGAGCAACUGCUGACCUUUUGCUACACGGGCCGCCUCUGCCUGCAGCUGGCUGACAUCAUCAGCUACCUGACCGCCGCCAGCUUCCUGCAGAUGCAGCACAUCAUCGACCGCUGCACCCAGAUCCUGGAGGGCAUCCACCUGAAGAUCAGCCUGGCCGACGUGGACGAGGCGACACGCGACGACGACGACGCGCCGCCACGGGCGGCCCGGCCCGUCAGGACCAUGGAGGCCAUGGUGCGCAGCGGCGGCCAUCACGGCGGGCUGAGGCUGCUGGGCGCCAGAGGUGGAGCGGAGGCGUGCGAGGUCAUCAGCCCGGCGGAGGAGCCACUCAGCCCGCCGCCGACUGUGGAGCACAGCGGUCUGGCGGGACCUGGCGCCACCAGCAGCAGAGCCAGCAAGGAGCCGAUUCUCCGCAUCAACCGGGCCGGCCAGUGGUACAUGGAGACGGGCAGCGAGCCGGAGAGGACCGACAGUGCCGAGGAGGGCGGCGGCGGCGGCGGCGGUGGCGUGGACCGCAUCAGGAUCAAAACGGAGCGCAUGGAGGACUGGAUUGGAGCCGGAGGGAACCAGGAGGAGGUGGCGGCCGCAGAGGAGGGCGGAGCCACGGUGAUGAUCGACACGUCGGGCCGCAGCACGCUGAUGACGGCGCCGCUGGGCGGGCUGGGAACCCGCAGCGGACAGGCGUCCUCCAGCUUCAGCGAAACGGACCGGCUCAGUCCCACCGGCAGCGUGGUCGUCCUCACCGAGCGCCAGAGAGCGAAGAGCGAGUCUCCGAGUCGAGCCGACGAACUGCGGCAGCCGAGCUCUCAGGGCGAGGAGCACGCGGCGUUCGACAUGGGCGGCUACGAGGAUUACCUGAGGGAGCAGGUGGGCGACCGCUGGUUCCGCUACAACCCGCGGCUCACCUGCAUCUACUGCUGCAAGUCCUUCAACCAGAAGGGCAGCCUGGACCGCCAUAUGCGGCUGCACAUGGGCAUCACGCCGUUCGUCUGCCGCAUCUGCGGGAAGAAGUACACCCGCAAGGACCAGCUGGAGUACCACAUCCGCAAGCACACUGGCAACAAGCCCUUCCACUGCCACGUCUGCGGGAAGAGCUUCCCCUUCCAGGCCAUCCUCAACCAACACUUCCGCAAGAACCACCCGGGCUGCGCGCCGCAGGAGGCCCACAGCGCCUCGCCCGAGACCACCACCGCCUCCGUCCCGUCCCGCGGCGGCGGCCCGAGUGACGAGGCCUCGCCCAGCCAGGAGGAACCCGAGGCCGGCGGCGGGAGCAACAGCGGCCAUUACGCAGACGGCCCUCAGACCUCGGUUUCCACCACGGGGCCCGACUGACCCGGGCGGAAACGAGGCGAACGCCGCGCUGGUCCCGUCUGAAGUCAACGCACACCUCAGAGUCCGAAAUGAGAUUCUUACCGCUUUAAACCGCAUCUACCUUCACUAACCAGACAGAACAGAUUAAGCUAAAGAUGAAGAAUCGCCACACACUCCUACAACCUCACACACACACACACACACACAACGCUCAGCGAAGCGCCGCCGUCAACUUUAUGUUGCAGGUUUCUACUUUUUGGAUUUCCGGGUUCACAACGCAGCAUCACAACUAGCGGUGCACCGAUUACCGUUUACAGCCGGUUUUGAUUUUUAUCUGAAUUUUGCUAAAUAUCGCCGAGUUAGCAACAGUGGGUCAAACCUCUCGCACAUCGGAGCAGAAGAGGACAGGUUGAUUUUUAGACCUUUCUUUGAGGAAAUCGGGCCGAUUUAUCGGUGCACCUCUAAUCCCGACCGUCCGGGGAAUCUGGGAGAGAAGGAGGGCUUUGCCAAGAUACUCAGUGCCAGUUUUACGGUUCAAAUUCUUUUUAUUUGCCUUGAGACAAUCCGGAGCAGUCAGGUUAAUAAUAAUAAUAAUAAUAAUUAUUGCGCUCUAAGUGCCACAGCGAUGACGGUUUCGUUGGGUGAGUUACGUCUCGGCGCCACUGGAGUUUCUGACUUUGUCACAUUUCAUUUUUUACACUACAAACAUAAAACUGCAGCUCUAACUUCUCUGUCCUCAGUUUCAAAACAUUUUGCUCCGUUUACCGUUUUAUCCAUUUAUUUUUGUUGCUUACAGGAAGGUGGCUUCAAAUAUCUCAGUUUAAAUUAUUUUGACUUUCAGAUUUACUGUUUAAAUCUUCAUCAUCAAUAAUCAAUAGUUGUGAUCAAAAGAAAUCUUUCAGCUCUAUUAAUGCUGAAUUUGUUGGUUUAAAUGCUACAUCAGUGACAAAGUAAGACAGAAAACUAGAGAUGCCCGAUAUUAGCAUCAACAUCGCUAUCGGCCGAUGUUAGCUAUUUUAUCCGAUAAGUAAAACUGAGACGAUAUAAACAAACGAUGUUUAUUUUCAUUUUGUUGCAGUUUGUUUCUGGAGGGAGUUAGCCAUGCUAACAAAAAGCUAGUUACGCUAAACCUAAUGCGCUAUGAUAUCUUUAGAAUAUAUAUUAUGUUUAUAUCUUUUCCUGUCCAUCUUAUUUUGUUUCUUCAUGUAUCUUACUAAAACUUAUUGAGGGAAAAAAGAGAGAACGUGAGGACAGGAAGUGAAACAGUUGCGUAAACUAUCUUCAUACACUUCAAAAUAAAAGCAUGAAUCUAAACGUCGAACUAUUCAGUAAUAAAAACUAAAAGUUAACAAAACGACUAAUAAACUUGGUGCUUUAAAAUGGAUCCAGAAAUAUUAAUUUAGGCGAAGCUAAGUAGGCUAAACGACUAAAAGUUAGCUAAAAAGCUAAGCUAAAAAUUAGCUCGGUUCUUGGCGAGUUAGCAGAUGUUAGCAUUUGAGAAAAUAUAUAAUACCGGUAAAUAUCAGUUAUCGGCUAUAGCAGCAAUACUAAUAUCGGAUAUCAAUAUCAACCAGAAUUUAUAAACAAAAACAUCAAAGUUUCUCUUCUGAAGGAUAUCUUAUUUUAAAAUUACAAUAGCUAUUGUUUAGAAUUAUGCUUAAGGAAUAAUUGUACUAAAUAAAUAUUAUAUUAGUAGCUAUAAUUCAAAUCAAAUGUGCAAAAAAUCUGGGAAAUUGCCUUCUAACAAAGAAAACGCGGGAAUAAAAGACACAUCUAUGGAAAAAAUCAGAGUUAGGCUAAACAAUGUUAUGUAGAGGAUCAUUUUUGUUUUUAGUUUUUUCCUUUUCUUUUAGGUCUUUAUUAAUUAAUAUCUGGGCAGAAAGCAGAGCAGAGGGAUCCGAACCCUGGACUGUCAGCUUCUGAUCUACAUGAUCUUUACGAUUUUGAGCCUUGACAUUUGAAGCCAUCGUCCGCAGAGAAACUCCAGUCGCUCUGGUUUAUUAGUUCAAUUGGCUGUGAAAUAUUUAACCGAUCAUGUUGAUGUUUGCUAACUGUGGCGGUGAAACCUUCCAAGUUUCUCAUAGAUUCAGACAGAACCACCUAGCAGCGGGACAAACUACCGAACAAACUCCCAGUAGGACAGAAACAGUCUCAGAUAAGCUACACAGCUCGAUAAUUACCUCUCAUCACUACGCAAUACAGCUGCUGCUCACUCAGCACCACCGGGGGGCGCUCUGGUCCGCUCAGAUCCCCGUCAGUCUUCUCAGAUCGUUUUUAUAGACAGGUCUCUGUUUCUCUAUCAUUACUGUACACCUCUGUGCUUUUGACAAUGAAGCUUAUUAUUUAAAGGAGGAAAUGAUCAGAAAUCUGUCAGUUAAUGACGCAUUAAAUCUUCUGCACUCCACCUAAAAUAUAACUUACUGUAUAAGUUUCAUUUUACCAUAACAAUUAAUUAAAACACCUUAUUUAAUAAUACAGCAUACUGUUAUAUUAUGCUUAAGUUGGCCAUAUAUUACAUUUAAAAUAGUUUUCUAAAUCAAUCAAUUUUACAAAAUACAACUUAUCUGGGCCUAGAAAAG
Molecule: messenger RNA, 4507 nt
Organism: Xiphophorus maculatus (southern platyfish)
Lineage: Eukaryota; Metazoa; Chordata; Actinopteri; Cyprinodontiformes; Poeciliidae
Gene: zbtb37
Product: zinc finger and BTB domain containing 37
Exons: 4
Coding region: 378-1949 (523 amino acids)
Biological process (GO): regulation of transcription by RNA polymerase II
Molecular function (GO): DNA-binding transcription factor activity, RNA polymerase II-specific; protein binding; RNA polymerase II cis-regulatory region sequence-specific DNA binding
Source: RefSeq, a predicted model, not a curated record